Messenger RNA from Entrophospora candida, 363 nucleotides. NCBI's taxonomy places the organism in Eukaryota, Fungi, Glomeromycota, Glomeromycetes, Entrophosporales, Entrophosporaceae. The record is from the annotation of a GenBank genome assembly.
AUGGCGGCUAAAGUACCACGUAAUUUUAGAUUACUUGAAGAGUUGGAAAAAGGAGAAAAAGGUAUUGGCGAUGGUACAUGUAGUUAUGGGCUUUCAAAUAGUGAUGAUAUAUAUAUGAGUGAUUGGAAUGGUACAAUUAUAGGUCCUGGCCAUACCAUUCAUGAAAAUCGUAUUUAUAGUUUGAAACUUCAUUGUGAUGAUAAUUACCCAGAUUCUAUACCAACUGUUUACUUUAUUUCUCGGAUUAAUUUGCCUUGUGUUAAUCAACAGACAGGAAAGGUUGAAUCAUCUAAAUUAAAUUGUUUGGCUAAUUGGAAGAGAACCAAUACUUUGGAAACUGUGUUAACAGAAUUACGUCGGUAA